AUAUAGGUUGUAUGCCAGACUGUUUGCGGAAAGGCUGCACUGUUUCCACGAGACAAGCAGGUCUAGACUGAAAUGUAGCUAAAGAAAGCAGGAUAAUCUUAUUUGGUAGUGUCUGGUGACCAGUGGUGAGCCUUCAGAAGAGCCAUGAUGUCUUUCAGGAUUGUCUCCAGGCUUGGCAAACUGUCAGUGAUGCCCACAAGGAGCUGUAUUCGACACCUCUGCAGCGAUGCCAGCAAGGCCUGGAUGGAUCAGAGGCAGACACACAGGACCUCGGCCCACAGACACAGAGGGAAGGAGGAGAGGUCUGAAGAUCCAGAUCUGGAUGAUGUAGACGACAAGGUCCAGGCUGUGUUCAGUGAAGAGAGGAGGAGACAGAGGACGGUGAAGUACCAUAUAGUUAAGAGACAGCUGACUGAGUCUGGAGCUCCAGAGAGGAUGUUGAGCUGGGAUGCCAUGGAACAGAUCCGGUAUCUGAAGCAGGAGCUACCAGAGGAAUGGACCAUUGACCGUCUGGCAGAGGGAUUCUCUGUCCAUCGUGACGUCAUCCUACGAGUCCUGAGGAGCAAGUUCGCCCCCACCCCAGAGAGGAAAGCUAAACAGGACACCAGUGUGUGGGCCAGGCUGAGACAGCAGGCCUUACCUGGGGGUGGAGCAGGGGGACAGGGCAGGCAGGUGGCCUUACCUGGGGGUGGAGCAGAGGGACAGGGCAGGCAGGUGGCCUUACCUGGGGGUGGAGCAGGGGGACAGGAGAGGCCGAAAGCCCUACCUGGUGGAAGAGGGGCAGGGGGGCAGGAGAGGCCGAAAGCCCUACCUGGUGGUGGAGGGGCAGGGGGGCAGGAGAGGCAGAAAGCCCUACCUGGUGGUGGAGGGGCAGGGGUGCCGGGCAGAACACAGCUGCCUGCCUCUGGACAUAGGAGUAAACCAGCCAUGCUGCCUACAGGAAGUAGCACUGGUGCCCUGGUCACCCACAGUAGCCAGAGGCUGCUAGCCAGGGACGUGGAGGAUGACCCUGGCCCAAGAGCCAUGAUGACUACUGCUAAUUGUCCUGCUGCUCCUCUCACCUCACUACCCACCCAGCUCUCAUCCUCACCAACCCUGCACAGCAGACACACCUCAGGACAAGAUAACUCGAGAGAGGAGUGGGAGGAAGAGGAAAAUGUGUCGGAGAAAGACGACCAGGAAGAGAGAUGGGAUGGAAGGGUGUUUUCAGAGGAAGAACUGGAGGAACUAAUGCUGUCAUCAAAGCCUUCACCAGUGGUACCGAAUGGGAGAGAGUUCUUUGACAGUGAAGGAAACUUCCUGUACAGAAUCUGAGAUAGCAAAAUGGCACCCUAUUCUCUACAUAGCGCACUACUUUUGACCAGGGCUAAUGGCACUCUAUUCCCUAUAUUAGUGCACUACUUUAGACCAGGACCCGAUGGGUGCCAUUUUAGAAGUAGCAUGAGAUGUUAACGUGUUGGUUUCCUAAAUACAGUCAAAUGCAAUAGACUUCUGUUGGAAGAUGCCGGAGACUGAUUAUCCCGCAAACCAAUAAAGCACCAUUUCAAAUGUA
Oncorhynchus masou masou (cherry salmon) is the source of this 1552-nucleotide messenger RNA. RefSeq names its product neugrin, neurite outgrowth associated (gene ngrn). The transcript has 4 exons. Gene Ontology annotation, cellular component: nucleus. The record is from RefSeq and is a predicted model, not a curated record. The coding region runs from base 145 to 1314 and encodes 389 amino acids. Lineage: Eukaryota; Metazoa; Chordata; Actinopteri; Salmoniformes; Salmonidae.